ACCGGUAGAGCUACCUGACAAAAGUCAACGUAGAAUUAAACAAAUUAAGUUGUUCGGUACAAACGUACCUAGUGCUGUGUACAUACAGAUAACCUCGAGCGCAACCACUUGGAGGGAUCCAGAUCACAUUAACUGUCACGAGAUAGAGGCUCUUUGUCAGUUGCAGCGCCGUUGAACCUGGCAAAGCAGUGAGCUUGCAAUAAACCAUUUCAACAAUCUGCGCUUGCUCUUUCAAUAAAUUAACUUAACAGAGCCGUUUGCAAACAACAUGGGGCUCAUAUCCGCUCUCGUCCUUCUUGUGAUAUGCGUCUGGCCUCCAGUUCUGGGCGCUGUUGGCAAGUACGAGCCCAACUGGGCCUCCCUCGACUCCAGACCUUUGCCUCCCUGGUACGACGAGGCCAAGAUAGGCAUCUUCAUGCACUGGGGGGUCUUCUCUGUACCCAGCUUCGGCUCAGAGUGGUUCUGGUGGAACUGGCAGGGCGCCCACGAUGCGGCUUACGUCAAUUUCAUGAAGCAGAACUACCCGCCGGGCUUCACCUACGCCGACUUCGCGCCGCAUUUCACGACGGAGUUCUACGACCCGAAGACCUUUGCUGAGAUCGUCCAGGCCUCUGGAGCUAAGUAUGUGGUGUUGACCAGCAAACAUCACGAGGGUUUCACCAACUGGCCCUCCAAGUAUUCCUGGAACUGGAACUCCAUGGAUGUCGGUCCCAAGAGAGAUCUAGUUGGCGAGCUGGCAACAGCUUUCCGGACUUAUGCCAAAGACGUUCAUUUUGGCCUGUACCACUCGCUGUUCGAAUGGUUCAACCCACUGUAUCUGCAAGACAAGAAGGGCGGCUUCAAGGCGCAGGAAUAUGUUCGGGACGUAGCCCUUCCAGAAUUGUACGAGAUCAUUGAGAACUACAAGCCUGACGUGCUGUGGUCGGACGGGGACUGGGAGGCUACUGCCGAUUACUGGAACAGCACCGAAUUCCUGGCGUGGUUGUACAACAGCAGCCCUGUCAAUGCCACGGUCGCAACGAACGAUCGAUGGGGCCAGGGAACUUCCUGCAAACAUGGCGGAUACUACACGUGCCACGAUCGCUAUAACCCAGGUGUUCUUCAAAAGCACAAAUGGGAGAAUGCCAUGACAAUUGACAGGAAGUCUUGGGGUUUUCGCCGGGAAGCCGUCUUGGCUGAUUAUUACGACAUGGAGUAUCUCACCAAAACCUUAGCAGAAACUAUCAGCUGCGGCGGCAACCUACUGAUGAACAUUGGCCCCACUCAUGACGGUCGCAUCGUGCCGAUAUUUGAAGAGCGACUGCGUCAGAUGGGUACCUGGCUGAAGGUCAACGGCGAAGCUGUCUACUCGACAAAGCCUUGGGUUGCACAAAAUGACACCAUGACACCAGGCGUAUGGUAUACCACAAAGGAAGGCCCCGUUUACGCCAUCGUGCUGGACUGGCCGGCCAAUAACGAACUGGACCUGGGCGUUCCUAUGGGGAAGGUGGGUCAGACGAAGGUGUCCAUGCUAGGCUACAAUAUGCCGCUGCAGUGGCGCCCUCUGCCAUCGGGUAAGGGACUCAACAUCACCAUGCCCGCCCUGAACGAGGCUCAGCUGCCAUGUCAGUGGGCGUGGGUCAUCAAGAUGGACAACCUAGUGAUGUGCUAGAAGCACAGGUACUGACUGGCUAUACCUGCAGUUGUCAAAAAGCUGUAGGUAUUACACAGCCAUCAAGAAACAAUACUGGCCCUAAAAUUUCCUCGUAUUAUUUCCAUUUGAUUACCAAACUAAACUUUUUUCUUUCAGUAUUUUGUACAAUAGCAUUUUUCUUCCUCUUUCGAAUAUUUCCCCUGAUUACUUUUUGCGGGGUGGCGGGGAGGCAGUUCAAUAACACAGUUGCUAAUUUCCAAAAAGUCUGAUACUGAAACACAGCAUGGUGUGCUCAUUAUAAGACCUUACAAUUUUUAUCGCGGAUAUCCUGCAGAAAUGCAUUCAUUGUCUGACUGAGGUGUGCUUUUACCGACAGACUUUGGAAGAGAGAAAAUUAAUACAUUUGUCGAUAGUGUUCGAAUGAUCGACCAAUGGUUUAACUAGUAAACCUAACCCAAGGGAAGUUCCAUAGCGGCAAAAUAAGUUGUCUCCGUUACUGAAAAGACAAAGUGGGUGAAACAGUACCGCUACAAUGUGAUUAGCACUUAGUACUUAAAUUUUUGUAUGUAAUAAACCUCUUAAGUACAAUCCUGUAUACAAAUGCACUGCUUGUGUAUACUUAUCUUGGGGGUUAUUGCUGUGACCAAAAAAUAUCCACUUGCAGUUUAACAGAUAAAUCCAAUAUUGCCAUUAUAUAGCUGUUGUAUAGCUAUUAUCACGAAUCACCAAAGAGCAUAACUGUUGUUGGCCUCUACGAACAGUUAACAAUGAUCAUUUAUUUAAUUGAAGGUUUUAUUUGAUGGAUAUGAAGUUCAUCAACUUACAUUAAUGCUGGUUUGGGACUGAGUUGAUAGAACGUUUAAUUGGCUGACAUGCAGUAUUUCGUACUAUUGACUCACACUUCGCGUGUGAUACUGUAUUAAUUGAUUAACAUCAAUUUGCAUAUUUCAACGCAAUUUUUCUAUUGGCAAAUAAAACUUAUUUUACAAGUUA
This is a messenger RNA of Acanthaster planci (crown-of-thorns starfish), 2626 nucleotides long. RefSeq names its product alpha-L-fucosidase-like. Gene Ontology annotation, cellular component: lysosome. The record is from RefSeq and is a predicted model, not a curated record. Lineage: Eukaryota; Metazoa; Echinodermata; Asteroidea; Valvatida; Acanthasteridae. Gene Ontology annotation, biological process: glycoside catabolic process; fucose metabolic process. Gene Ontology annotation, molecular function: alpha-L-fucosidase activity.